Messenger RNA from Conger conger (European conger), 7090 nucleotides. RefSeq names its product phosphofurin acidic cluster sorting protein 1a (gene pacs1a). The transcript has 24 exons. Bases 210 to 2903 code for a protein of 897 amino acids. Gene Ontology annotation, molecular function: transmembrane transporter binding. Gene Ontology annotation, biological process: protein localization to plasma membrane. Lineage: Eukaryota; Metazoa; Chordata; Actinopteri; Anguilliformes; Congridae. The record is from RefSeq and is a predicted model, not a curated record.
GAUCAGGCGCGCUGUAUCUCACGGCUCGAAGGGAGGGAGGAGGGAAAUACGAGUGAUAUAGCUUGCUUUUUCUUUUUUUUUUUCUUUUGGAUGAAAGAUUGUAAAAAAUAUAUAAAAAUUUCGGUUGCACAAAAUAGAAUUUGCAGUAGGGGAAGUUUAGGAAAGCGGGAGAAUAAUUAGCCCCUAGAUUUAACUCGCAAGCUUCCAGCAUGUCGGAGAGAGGAGGGCUCCCGCGGACUGGAGGUGCUCCGUCCCCGCACUUGCAGCCCUCCAAGCCGGUGACGAUCACGUCAAAUCGACCGGUGCAGAUGAACCUGUAUGCGACAUGGGAAGUGGACCGCUCUUCGCCAAGCUGCGUGCCCAGGCUCUUUAAUCUCACCUUGAAGAAGCUGGUGAUAUUGAAGGAGCUCGAUAAAGACCUCACCUCGGUGGUUAUUGCAGUCAAACUCCAGGGCUCUAAGCGUAUUUUACGCUCCAAUGAGAUUCUGUUGUCUUCAGCUGGAUUGACAGAAACAGACCUGCAGCUCACGUUCUCUCUACAGUACCCACACUUUUUGAAGAGGGAUGCCAAUAAGCUGCAGAUCAUGCUCCAACGACGCAAGAGGUACAAGAACCGCACCAUCCUGGGCUACAAGACACUGGCGCUGGGCUUGAUCAACAUGGCCGAGGUGAUGCAGCACCCGAGCGAAGGGGCCCAGGUCCUGGGGCUCCACAGUAACGUGAAGGAUGCCUCCGUCCCUGUGGCUGAGAUCCGCGUCUACUCCCUCUCCAGCCAGCCCAUUGACCACGAGGGCCCCAAGACCAAGCUGUCUGCGGACCGCUCCCCGGAUAUGGAUAACUACUCUGAGGAAGAGGAGGAGAGCUACUCCUCAGAGCAGGAGGGGAGUGACGACCCCAUUCAGGGUCAGUACCUGUUUGACGAAGAGGAAGAAGUCCGAAAGAAGAAACCUCGUCGCAAACUGGCCUCCACCGGCUCCAUCGCCCGCGUGAAUCAACCCAACAUCAAGCAGAAGUUUGUAGCCCUUCUGAAAAGGUUUAAGGUGUCAGAUGAGGUGGGGUUUGGGUUGGAGCAUGUUUCCCGGGAGCAGAUUCAAGAUGUGGAGGAGGACCUCGACGAGCUGUAUGACAGUCUGGAGAUGUACAACCCCAGCGACAGCGGGCCAGAGAUGGAGGAGACGGAUAGCAUCCUCAGCACUCCUAAACCCAAACUCAAACCUUUCUUUGAGGGUGUAUCCCAGUCUAGCUCACAGACGGAGUUUGGUAGCCUAAGCCGUGACAUCCUCAGUCCUCAGGGGGAGCCCCCGUCAGACAGGAUGAAGCGGUCUCGCAGCCGUAAUCUGGACGAUAACAUCUCCGAGACGGACACGCUGGAGCUAAAUGAGGAGGAGAUGUUUGGAGACUUGACUCCCAGCAUCACGGUUUCUGUUCCAGAGAAGCCCAGGACUCCCAUGAAGAGCCAGAGCCUGCCCUCUCCCAGGCUGGAUGGGGGCCAUACUCCCAGGCAUAAGCGCAGUACUCCUCUGAAGGAGAGGCAGCUCUCCAAACCCCUCAGCGAGAGAACCAACAGCUCUGACAGCGAGAGGUCUCCUGAGCUCGGAUAUACCCCCCAGGUGCCCAGGAAGGCCGUGUAUGACCAGCUGAACCAGAUCCUGCUGUCAGAGGCAGCCUUGCCUGAAAGCCUGAUCCUGGUGAACAGCAGUGACUGGCAGGGCCAGUACGUGGCAGAGGUCCUGCAGGCGCAGAAGCAGCCGGUGGUCUGCACAUGCUCAGGAGCUGAGAUACAGGCUGUUCUCUCUGCUGUCCUCACCAGAAUACAGAAGUUCUGUAACUGCAAUGCUACAGUUCCCCGGCCGGUGAAGGUGACUGCGGUGGGGGGCCAGAGCUACCUGGGGGCCAUCUUGCGCUUCUUUGUCACCCAGCUGGCCAAUAAGACGUCCGACUGGCUCGGGCACAUGCGCUUCUUGGUGGUGCCCCUGGGCUCACAUCCCGUUGCCAAGCACCUGGGGGCCCUGGAUAAUCGGUACAGCUCCGCCUUCCUGGACAGUGCCUGGAGAGACCUGUUCAGCCGUCUGGAACCACCCCAGAACGAUGUUCUGGACGUGGCCGGCCGGAUCAGCCAGUACAUCAGCGGAGCCGUCGUCACUCACCAGCUGCCCAUCGCUGAAGCCAUGCUGACCUGCAAGCACCGCAACCUGGAUGAAGACUCCUACCAGAAGUUUAUUCCCUUCAUUGGGGUGGUAAAAAUUGGACUGAUCGAACCCAGUCAAGCCUCUGUAGGGGGCGAUACAGAAGAGGGCGUGCCCAUCAGCCUGGCUGUCCCAUCUACCUCCCCUCCUUCUCACGGAUCUCCGACAGGCGGCGCGAAAGAUGUGGUCGCAACCCCACCUUCCUCACCCUCCAUGAGCAGUGGGCUGUCUGUACUGGGGAGUCCCAGCAUGUCCCAUGGUGUGGACGCCAUCGGGCUGCAGGUGGACUACUGGGUGGCGUCCGGCCCGGAGAAGAGGCGGGAGGGCGAGCGGCGGGACACAGGCUCCAAGAACACCCUCAAGUGCGCCUUCCGCUCCCUGCAGGUCAGCCGGCUGCCAGGAGGGGGAGCGAGCGAGCUUCAGACACAGGCCAACACCAUGGGCAUGACUGUUGUCACUAAGGAGAAGAACAAGAAAGUUCCCACCAUAUUCCUGGGCAAGAAACCGAAGGAGAAAGACGUGGACUCCAAAAGCCAAAUCAUCGACGGCAUCACCAGACUCAUCUGCUCUGCCAAACAGCAGCAAACCAUUCUGAAAGUUUCCGUAGAUGGGUUGGAGUGGAACGAUGUGAAGUUCUUCCAGCUAGCCGCUCAGUGGCCUUCGCACGUAAAGUAUCUGCCAGUGGGACUCUUUGGUUACAGCAAGUCUUCCUCCUAGGAAGCUCUUUCACUCUGCUUUCGCUGCACAGCCAAUGACCAGCCAUGACACACUGCCGCAAGCUUCUUGAGCGAAUUGGAGCCAACCAGGGGGGCGGGCCUCUCCAUUUUUUUCUUUACGUAUUGUUUUGAUAACUUAAGUUAAAGAUUUUGAUUGUUUGUUCCUUUUUUUUGUAUUUUGGAGGUGUGGACAGUUUUUUGUUUUUUUUUGUUAUUGUUUUUGUUUCUUUUAGUUUUGCUUUUAUGAAGAAGAACUUGUCUUGGAACAUGCGUUUUUCCGCUGACAGCUAACGUUCCUUUCAGUGGAGAGGCGUGUGAAGGUGAAAAUUAUUUAUGGUAGGAAGUUCAAUAUCUGGGGGUAGUUAUAGCAGAUUGAGAAUAACAGAAAGUGCCUGGCUGGAGAUCUGAACCAAUCAUGGGACAGGGACUUUGACAUGCACAUGAAAGGUAAGAGGUCAAAGGUCAAAAGGAGCCGCUACACAAAGCAGAGUAAGAGACUUGGUUUGGUGAUGAAAAAGGCAGGGGAGGGAGGAACCACAGUUGAUUGGUGCAAAGAUAUUGUGUUGAUAUUGUGAAACAGAAUAAGCACAUGAACAGGCACUGGCUCUGGUGGCUAUUUUCACCCAUGUCCUUUUAAACACUUGCACUGAGUGGGUGGUAUUUGUUCUUUGAGGGGGUGGUACAGUCCUGCCAAAUCCUGGCUGUAGUGCAAUCACAACCCAGCUCCAGCAAUACUAAAACAUUUAAUUGGAGCGGAUUAAUCGUAUUAUACCUAAAGAUUUAUUGCGUAUGUUACAGGUAUUGACUUAAAUUCUACUACAUUAACAAUGUCAACAUUGUAGUAAAAUUAUAACUACACAUUAUUUAUAACAUAUAACAUCAUUUGUGACUACCUUGGUAUAUUUGCAGAAGUAAGCUGUAUAUUGGUGAAGAUGCAAUAUUGGUAAACAUCCCUUUAUAUGUAUUGAUGUAUGAUUACAAUCAACUGUCUGUUGACCAGUCCCAUCCCUCAGAUCAGCCAUGUACUAAUGCCAGUGUGUGGUCCUGCACACACAAUAUGCAGGCAAGGUUGUCUAUGCUGUAUAUAGUCAGCAAAGAUAAUAGCAGUGUCAUAACUCAUGGACACUCAGUUCAAGUCAAUUAUAAACUGUUCUCUUGGCUAUGUGGCCAAAGAAGGGAACAUUUUUCUUCUACUGAAACCCUUUGCUGUUCUGAGGAAAGGUGUGAAUUGUAUUUAACUGAAGAUAUCUACAGCACUUGAGAUGUGGGCUAUUUUUCGUGACUUAUACGAUGAUGAUUAUGUAUUAAGUGUGAAGUCAUGCUUUGCCUCUGUAAGUCAUAACUUUAUCCCAUUACAGAGGUGUUCCCUGGCUGUCUCACUGCACAAAAAGCAUAUGUCUUCUCAAAAUAGCAAGCCUGCUUUGGACACAUCUGAACUCUGCUACCGUUUACAUCCUUAAAAUAGGCCCUGGUCCUACCAUUCUUGUUCUUGUUUAAUGAACAUGAGAAUAUAGAACAGGACCAGUCUUGAUCUGGGAGUGUCUGUUCACCACUAUCAAAGGAAGCCCAUAAUCAGCUUUACGAUGCUCCAAGUGAACCAGGCAGAGGUUCUUCAGAUUGGUCCAGUAUCACAAAAGGAUCUCCACUAUUUCAGUGAUGACUUGACUAAUUAGUGAACUUAUGAAUUAGCAACUGUCAAAGCCACGGUGUCUGUACAGAGGAUGGGUAUCUGUAUCUGUUGGACAGAGCAUGAAACAGGAGUGAUAAUGAGGUUUCCUUUACCUUGCUCUAAAGAACAGGGGACUCUUCUUAUGACCCUCUGUGAACACUGCAAUAUGUCAAUCAAUCAGUAAUUUAGUCUGAUAGGUAGUCAUGUAGCGCUCCUUUUGAGUUUGGUCUAUAAGUAACCAGUAGGAAGUUAUACUGAAACGUGGACACAUUGCACAGAAUAAUUUCUUAUUAAUAACUUUAGAGGAAUAACUGUGUGAUACAGGAUCCAGAGUAGGGCAGGAUCUAAAUGAGAGAGUAGAGCAUGGCCCUAAGGAGACUCAAGUCCAGGGUGUGAUAUUCUUUUAAUUCUUCAAAGAAAGUAUGUUGAACAUGACUGGUUUCUCAUGGCAUCUGCCCAAAGAUGACCAGAGAAUACCCACUGGAACCAAAGCUGCAGGUUGAGGGCAGGAACAGGAUUCUUUUCACUUUUAAACCUGCGUGUGUGCUUCCUCUGUGUUCAGUCACGGCAUGACAUUCAGUGUUUUACCUGAAGCACAAGCGACUGUGGCUGCCAGUGUUACCGCAUGCAUCAGGUGUUGGAACCCUAUAGGCAUUAAAACUGCAGAGGGCACUGUGUGAGGCUUUUUGUUAAUAAUCGUCAGCAAAUAAUAAAUAUUAAACACAUCAGUGCUCUUGUACCAUGCUUGUUGGCAGUUGGCAAAAAAACAAAACAAAUGACAACAUGAUAUCAUUGCACCAUUCGACACACUGUUCAGAUAACAGUAUCUUGUGCUGUAGGUCCAGUGGCGCCACAGAAAAAUUAAGGACAUCCGUGCUUUUUGUGUUUUGAAUCCUGUUCUGUAAAGUUCAUAUCGAUGCCCCCAGAUCGGUCGUAUUGGUCUGUGGCGACUGUGGCCUUUACAUCUUCAUAAAUUGUAAGAAGGGACAAUGUGUUAGAUUGAAAUAUUAUGGGCAGGCCUGGUCUCCCUUGCUGAGAGAGACAGCAUGGUUCUGUUCAGUAAAAAUAAAGAAUGUCUAUAUUCUAAGUGUUAAAUAAAGUUUUAAAAGGUAUUAAUAUUGUUAUUGCAAUUGUAAUGUCGUAACUGUCAAAUAAUGUCCGGUCAGUAACAAAAUAUCCCAAACCUCAGUUAGUUUUGUUCCACUGUAGAAGCUCUCUAUCCUGUUGGAAAAAUCAUCUGAGGUAGAAUCCUGACCCUGGAGAGAUUGGUGCUUUAGAUCUCUGCCUCUCUCUCACACACAAUCACAGUUGGAAUCGGGCUGACCCCCGAUUCUGCAGCUGAUUUGUGGGUUUGCAGAUCCUGCUGGUUCAUGUCUCCUGCUUGUGUCAUCAGCAGAACAUAUGGACAUAUAACAACCGUGUGUGCUUGCCUUGAAGAGAAGAGGUGAUUUGUGGGAAAACCUUUAACCUGUCGCAUUCAAAAUGCUACUGAACUGUGCUGUGGGGACCAACCUAAAACCUGACUGAAUGUGUCUCGGGUUACAAAAACAACAAUCUUUUCAUUUUUGGGGACUUUGGGUACAGGGGCUUUUUCCAAAAUGUGGAAAGCAAAAUUUGUGAAGGGGUAGCCCUGCACUGCCAAAUGUAGUAAUGCUUUUGAAUUUGGCAGAGUGGAGAGUUUCCUGUAAUUGUAGUGGAGGGCUGUUAAUAUAAAUGUUGAGUGUUUUGUAAAAUUGUUCUCAUCAAAUAAGAAAAAAAAAAGAAAAAGGUCAAAUGUGAUUUCCUUUCAAGUGUUCCUGUUAAUUUAAUCCUGUUUUAUUUGACUGGAGUGUGUUGUCUGAAAAUACAGUACGCUUCAUAAAUGCUUCUUCUUCUUUGGUUUCUGAUCUUUCCCUUGUUACCCCUGAAGUGGUUCCUCCUUACCCGUCUCUGUGAGAUAAAGGUGUUUCCUUCCAUGGCAAAUGCGGAAAUGAUGCACCCAGCUUAGGUUCUGUGGAAUUUCACCUUUUUUAACCUGUUCUCUUUAUGCUACAGUUCAAAUAGUGUCAGAAUGUUUGUGUCAUUUCUGCCAUUUUGAGUCUGUUGCAUGAGGCACAAUGGUGACAGCAUUAACAAAUGUCAGACUUCACUUUUAGACAGCAAGGCCUUCUUAAGCAAAAAACCACUGAGUAUUUUUUUUUACUUUUUACCUUUGCUUUAAACUCACUUCUUUAAAACAAACCUUAAAUAUUUAAGUUGUUUUGCUCCAGGCUUUUUGGUGUGGCAGAAAUAUCUUGGCACAUGCUGAUAUCUCUCCAGGCUUAAGUGGUUGCCUGUUGUAAUGCUUGUAAAUAUAAUGUCAUCACAGAAAAGAGGUGCGUGUACAAUAGCUUUGAGUAUAUUCUUGUAUUGAUUUCUUGAAAUUGAUUAGUUUUUUGUAAUAUGGCUUUAUCAUAAUUUAAAGCUUGAUCACAGCUGUAAGUGGAAGUGGAAGUGGCCUUCACUGCUCGAACCAUCGUAAAUAAAAUAAGUUGUCUUGA